Molecule: messenger RNA, 1068 nt
Organism: Penicillium expansum
Lineage: Eukaryota; Fungi; Ascomycota; Eurotiomycetes; Eurotiales; Aspergillaceae
Product: class I SAM-dependent methyltransferase
Exons: 11
Coding region: 1-1068 (355 amino acids)
Molecular function (GO): methyltransferase activity
Source: RefSeq, a predicted model, not a curated record
AUGGACCUAUCAAUUGAGAUUGAUCCAACUUACCAUGACCAUACACGCGACGGCUAUGUAGAUAGUGACUUUGCUUCUGAAACAACAUCUCUAGCCUCUGCUGUCUACCGGGGAGUAUUCGAGAAUGGAAGACGCUAUCAGACCGUGAGGGAGGGUGCGUCUUGGUUUCCAUCCGACGAGCAACAAUUUGAGAGUUUAGAGGCAGGUCACCUCCUCUGUAUACUUCUAGACGCCAAUACCGACAACCCACUCUUCCAAGCACCACUAAAAGACCCCAAGCAAAUCCUGGACAUCGGCACAGGCCGAGGCAACUGGGCCAUUGAUGUAGCCGACAUGUUCCCUGAUGCAACCGUCAGAGGCGUAGACCUCUUCCCCCCACCAGUAGAUUGGAUACCCCCAAACUGCAUAAUGGAAGUCGAUGACGUCCUACAAGAAUGGACCUGGCGCCAGCCCUUCGACCUCAUCCACAUGCGCCAGCUAAUCGGCGCCUUCACUCCUUUUGAAUGGGAUUGUGUAUUCGCCCAGUGUUACAAAAACCUAGCCCCAGGCGGCUGGAUCGAACAAAUAGAAGGCGACCCACGAAUCCACUGCUCAGACUCCAGCAUGUCCCCAGACUCUAGAAUUGUCCAGUUUACGGAAGCAGUGUUCCGCGCUGCACAGGAAUGGAACCACCCCAUCGAUACGCUAGACACAAUGCGCGCAGCAAUGGAAAGGGCCGGCUUUGUCGAUAUCCAUGAGAAGAACUAUAGGUGGCCUGUUGGGCCGUGGGCCCGGGACCCUACACUCAAGGAAGUGGGGAGAUUGCAUUAUCAUCAGUGGACGGCGGGUAUGGAGGGUUGGGGGAUGUAUUUUCUCACUAAGUUUGGGGCUCCGAAGCCGUGGGCGAAGGAGGAGGUGUUGGUUUUGUUGGCGAGGGUUAGGAAAGAGUUGCAGGAUCCGCAGAUUCACAUGUGGCAGUAUGCGAGGAGAGUUUGGGGAAGGAAGCCUACGGUGGAGGAGGAUGAGGAGAAGGAGGUGAAGGUAAAGGUGAAGAGUGAGGAGGUUGAUGUUAAGGACUCCGGAAUAUGA